CGAGUGACAGCUGGCCAAUGGGCGGCCGCGGCUCUCCCGUGCGCCGCGCGGGGGGUGGGGAUCGCCCCGCCGCCGCCUGAGGAAUGUCAACUAUUCAACAUGGAGACGGCGCUCGCCAAGCUCGAGGCCAUGUUCCAGAAGGCAGAGGCUGAUCUGGAUUGGAUUCAACACAGGCUGGAGUAUGAAAUUAGGAGAAAUCUUCCUGAUGAUGCACUACCAGAGGAGGACCCACUUGCCGUCCUGGAGGGGCUCUCAGCGGCAAAAGCUCGUUACAAAGCGCUGUGUGCACGGAUGAACAGAAUAUCCAGGGAGCAGAAAGAAGCCACGGAGGGCCUCCAAGCUUCUGUGGAGAACACACUGAGGAUAGUUCUGGAUUUACAGCAAAAAGCUUGUCUUGAGUCACGUUGUGCAGGACCUACAGACUCUGACUCAGAUAAAGAGUAGUACUGAGUAUUUCACAGGUGGAUGAGAUGAGCACGAAACCCACUCACUCAAGAAUACAAGUCCUGGAAGAACUUGGUGCUGUGAAAAGCGACGAAAAAGGGACUAUUAAAUUAGCUGUGUAAGCGAAAGCUCGGCCCGUUCUCCUCUGAGACACAAAGCACCUUGGUCACAGCUCCUGGAUUGUGAAGGAACAAGUAUUUCCCUGGGAUCUAAGAGCUGCUAAAAGCCCACUGUUGGAAAGUUUUCAUGUUUCUGUGCACAAGUUCUGUCUCUAGUACUUAAAACUGGAGAGUUGAAAACCCCCGAGGUUGGCAUUUUGCCUUAGAUAUUUCUAGGCCUAUGGUCGAUGCAUUUUUUAAGAGGGUUAAUGAGCCACGUGACGUUUUCUUGCUCUCGUUCUUCGGUGGGGUUUUUAACAAGCCAAGCCUCUUAAGUGUACUUACAUUCCUGAAUAAACGAGGAAAGCUAA
Molecule: messenger RNA, 913 nt
Organism: Empidonax traillii (willow flycatcher)
Lineage: Eukaryota; Metazoa; Chordata; Aves; Passeriformes; Tyrannidae
Gene: SKA2
Product: spindle and kinetochore associated complex subunit 2
Exons: 5
Coding region: 100-444 (114 amino acids)
Biological process (GO): mitotic cell cycle; cell division; chromosome segregation
Cellular component (GO): outer kinetochore; spindle microtubule
Molecular function (GO): microtubule binding
Source: RefSeq, a predicted model, not a curated record